Messenger RNA from Sodiomyces alkalinus F11, 954 nucleotides. RefSeq names its product RmlD substrate binding domain-containing protein. Gene Ontology annotation, cellular component: methionine adenosyltransferase complex. Bases 1 to 954 code for a protein of 317 amino acids. Gene Ontology annotation, molecular function: methionine adenosyltransferase regulator activity. Lineage: Eukaryota; Fungi; Ascomycota; Sordariomycetes; Glomerellales; Plectosphaerellaceae. The record is from RefSeq and is a predicted model, not a curated record. The transcript is spliced from 4 exons. Gene Ontology annotation, biological process: S-adenosylmethionine biosynthetic process.
AUGACCGGGCGAACUGCUUUAAUUACUGGAUCGACGGGUCUCCUUGGGAGGCAAGUGGUGAAGGCCUUCGAGUUCAGAGGCUGGAACGUCAAGGGAACCGGCUACUCUCGUGCCGACGGGGUUUCGAUUCUCAAAGUGGACUUGGGAAAGGCCAGUGAAGUCGAGAAAGUCCUGGACGAGACCAAACCGCAAGUCGUGGUUCAUUGCGCUGCCCAAAGGUUUCCAGACAAAGUCGACAAGGACCCCGAAGCGAGCAAGGCCCUCAACGUCGAGGCCACAAGAUCUCUGGCCAAGCUCUGCGCCGCACGGGACAUUCUUCUCAUCUACAUCUCGACGGAUUACGUCUUCUCCGGAAAGCCUGGGGAGGCACCGUACGAGACAGACGCUACUCCCGGACCGACGAAUCUCUACGGCCAGACAAAGCUCGACGGGGAGCUAGCGGUCUUCCAUGAGUACAAGCAGGCCAACAAGGAAGGUCUGGGCAUCGCCCUGCGGGUACCGGUGCUGUAUGGCAAGGCGGAAAUGCCAGCAGAGAGCGCGGUCAACGUGCUGAUGGACACGGUCUGGAAGGCACAGGAGGCGGAUGGCAAGAUGAAGAUGGACCACUGGGCGAUCCGGUAUCCCACCAAUACCGAAGACGUGGGUCGAGUUUGCCAUGAUGUGGCCAAUAAAUACCUCGACAGCACGGACAAGAGCUCGCUUCCCCGCAUACUUCAAUUCUCGAGCGAGGACAGCAUGACCAAAUAUGAGAUCUGCCGGACGUUCGCGGACAUCAUGGGCCUGUCGAUGGACCGCAUUGUGGCUAAUAGCGAAGGGAAUGACCCAAAUGCCAGCGUCCAGAGGCCCUACGACUGCCAUCUCAGCACCAAGGCCCUCAAGGACCUGGGCAUUGACGUGUCGACGAACGAUUUUGUGGGGUGGUGGCGGCGGGAGGUCCACGCCUUUCGACACUAA